This is a messenger RNA of Coregonus sp. 'balchen', 7094 nucleotides long. NCBI's taxonomy places the organism in Eukaryota, Metazoa, Chordata, Actinopteri, Salmoniformes, Salmonidae. The record is from the annotation of a GenBank genome assembly.
AUGGAGAACGGAAAUCUGCUGCAACACAUGCGUCACCUUCCCAAACCAACCACAGGAAUAUUAGGUGGGAUUGAAUGUGUCCGAUUGCAUCACUUAAGAGUUGCUCAGAUCAAUUGAAUGGUGCAUUUAGGGGCGAAUCCUAACUUCCACUUAAAGCGCCAUUCAGCAGUUGAAACAAUAACAUAGCUAUUGGUAACCAGCAGAGGGAUGGGGCUGGAGAAAUAAUAUAAUAUAAUAAUAUGGAGAAAUGUAACCACUCUCGAAUUCAUAGACAGGGCUAUGGAUGCAAGGACUGACCAUCCAUGAUAUCAACAUUAUAGUUUUAACCAUGUUUUGUUGACAUUUAGUUUGUAUACAAACAUUGGAGUAAAAUGAAAACAAGCUUAUAUUUUGGGUUCUGAUAGGGUAUGACAGUUGAACUAAACUCAUGAGGCAUUUAUAAAUUAUAUUCUUCAAUAAUCAAUGGGUACAUAUAAUUAAUUUAUAGGUCAAAAAAAUGUAUGUAGUAACUGCAGAUUUCCCCUUUUAAGUCAAAGUUUGCUAAAAUAUGUAUAUUGGGUUUAGGGUAAAAAGCUGAACCUAUAUACUCUCUCCCCCCAGGUAUCUCUAAACUACUUGCAUGUGUCAUUCCUAUUGCUCAGAUCACCAUAGGUGAAGUAAUAAUUUUUAUAAUAAACCUUCCUUACCACUGUUGUACACUUUGAAACCCCCUCUUGCCACAACUGCCCAUCCCAACCUCUCCUGCCCCUAUGUAUUACUGUAUAGGUGCAGUGUACCUGUAUGACUGCCCCCGGCAGCACUACAUCCCCAUUUACCUGGUGGUAAUGGGGGCCUUCGGCCUGGCCCUAGCCCUGCUCUCUUGCCUACCCUGUGCCCAGGACUCAGAUGGCAUAGACCCCAACCCCCUGAACCACCUCUGCACCACCUGGAGCACCCUGGCCUCCUUCUUCCUCUUCUGCUGGUUCAUCAGCGGUGAGUCUGAGAGACCGUGGGAGAGAGAAAGACGGUGUGGUAGGAUAGAGAAAGAACACUGUGUGUGUGUGCGUGCAUGCGCGCGCAUGUUUGUGUGUGAAUAGGAAGAGAGAGAGAGGAGGAAGCGGUCAAGCACACUUUUAACCUCUUCCAAGAACUAACUGAUUCCCACCAAAAAUGCAACGUUAUAGUAUCUCAAGCUGUGGAAGUGAAAGACUCAUGAGUUUGUAACUGUUAGGAAACAUUUACUGUACAUAAUGACAGUCUUUUCAAAAUUCAUACCAAAGUUCUCUCUCUCUCUCUCUCUCUCUCUCUCUCUCUCUCUCUCUCUCUCUCUCUCUCUCUCUCUCUCUCUCUCUCUCUCUCUCUCUCUCUCUCUCUCCAGGUAACGUGUGGAUCUACUCCAUCUAUCAGCCCAACUUCAACCAGACACUGACUGAGGACCCCUACUGUAACAAGACCCUGUACCUGUUUGCCUUCUGGACCACCACACUAGCCUACGUUGUGCUGGGUCUUCUGCUGCUGGGGGGAUGCUGUAUGCUUGUCUGUGCCUUUGUAUUGGGCAAGAGCGACCCUGAUGACAACAGAGCAUGAGGGAGGUGAUGGGAGGAGGGGAGGAGGGGAGAGUAGAGGGCAGUAGAGGAUACAGGAGAGGAGAAGAGGGGAGGAGCGGGUGUAUAAUGUUUACCUAACAAACUAGAGAAAACCAAUGGAAUCCAGUUAUCGAUUGGAUAACAACGCAACUGUCACGCCCUGGCUCUGGGGACUAUGUUAUGUUGAGCCAGAGUGUAAGUCUAUGUUUUGUAUAUCUAUGUUGGCCUGAGUGACUCCCAAUCAGAGGCAACGAGUGUCAGCUGGUUGUCUCUGAUUGGGAGCCAUAUUUAACUAUCGGUCUUUUCAUUUUGUGUUGUGGUUUCUUGUUCCUUUUGGUUUGUGUGUAUCAAAGGACUUCACGUUUCGUUCGUUGUUUUGAUCGGGUGAUCUGUUUAAUAAAUAACAUGUACGCAUUCAACGCUGCGCAUUGGUCCUCCUCCUUAAGCGAACGUGACAGAAGAAACCACCAAGAAUGGACCAAGCAGCGUGAAGAGGAGAGAGGAAGGACCUGGGAUCAGGGGAGUAGGAGUUUCGGCUGGGCCACGCUAAGUGAAGAGGAGAGAGGCUGGUCUAUGAAGCAAUGGAUCGAGAGUCUGGCGAGAGCUAGGGAGGCCUGGUCCACGGGGAGGAGAGAACCCCAGAAAAUUUUUAGGGGGGGGCUCACGACGUGGACGACGGGGCAGCAGGAGGCCGCGAUUGGAGCGGUCCAGCGGGUGUGAAGAGGAGGCCGCCAGGGUUAAGGGGGCCACUGGUCACAGAGGAGAGGAAAGUGUGGAGGCACGGCGAGAGGUACUGGGGUAUGGGGUAUUACCAGUCCGGUCCGGCCCGGUCCUGAUCCCCUGCAUAGGGCCAGUGGCGUGUGUCCCCAGUACGGUUCGGCCUGUUCCUGCCUCUCGCACCGAGCCUGUGGUGCGCGUGUCAGCCCUGUCCGGCCCGUUCCUGCUCUCCGUACCAAGUCGGUGGUGCGCGUCGCCAGCCCGGUCCGGCCCAUUCCUGCUCUCCGCACUCAGUAUGUGGUGCGUCGGUCGCCCACCGCCCAGUCCGGUCCCAUCCAGCUCCCGCUUCCCCACCAGCCAAGUGGUGUGGUCGUUCAGUCCGGCCACGGGCCCGUGCCUGCUCUCCGCAACCAAGUCUAUGGUGGUUUCGUCAGCCCGGUCGGCCCGUUCCUGCUAUCCGCACCAAGUCUGUGGUGCGCGUCGCCAGCCAGCCGGCCAUCCAAGAUACCGCGCCACCAGGGUCAGGGUGCGCGUCGUCAGCCCGGUCCGGCUCAUUUCCUGCUCCCCGCACCAAGCAGGGCGUGCGCUUCGUCAGCACGGUACAGGGUGCGCUUCGCAGCCCGGUCGGCCCGUUCCUCCUCACGCAUCACAACCCGUGCCUGGGUCAUGUCCGGAGCCGGAUCCGCCGCCGAGGCGGAGUGCCCACCCGGUCCCUCCCCUGUUGUGGUGGUUUGGCGCGGCCGGAGUCCGCGCCUUUGGGGGGGGGGUACUGUCACGCCCUGGCUCUGGGGACUAUGUUAUGUUGAGCCAGAGUGUAAGUCUAUGUUUUGUAUAUCUAUGUUGGCCUGAGUGACUCCCAAUCAGAGGCAACGAGUGUCAGCUGGUUGUCUCUGAUUGGGAGCCAUAUUUAACUAUCGGUCUUUUCAUUUUGUGUUGUGGUUUCUUGUUCCUUUUGGUUUGUGUGUAUCAAAGGACUUCACGUUUCGUUCGUUGUUUUGAUCGGGUGAUCUGUUUAAUAAAUAAUAUGUACGCAUUCAACGCUGCGCAUUGGUCCUCCUCCUUAAGCGAACGUGACAGCAACAGUCUUUUGCGCUAAGUACACCAAGUGUUCGGAGAAAAUGAAAGCAAUCCUGAAAAAAACAUCCUUCUUCAGACAUCCACAUACAGGUCGAAAAAUCCCUGUUAGGUGUAUCAUCUCAAACAGAGUAAUCUCCUCACCUGUUCAUGUGGGUAAGCCUACGUAGGAUGUUGUAAGUCGCUCUGGAUAAGAGCGUCUGCUAAAUGAUGUAAAUGUAAAUGUAAAUGUAGGACAAACGAAAAGACAAUUAAAACAACCAUAGCUGAACACCGCAGCUCAAUCAGGUGUAAGAACACUGAUUAUCCAGUAGCAGCUCACUUUGUUGAAGCAAACCAUUCCACGGGCUCCCGAGUGGCACAGCCGUCUAAGGCACUGCAUCUCAGUGCUUAAGGCUUCACUUCAGUUCGAUUCCAGGCUGUAUCACAACCGACCGUGAUUGGGAGUCCCAUAGAGCGGCGUACAAUUGGCCCAGCGUCGUCCGGGUUUACCGGUGUAGGCCGUCAUUGUAAAUAAGAAUUUGUUCUUAACUGACUUGCCUAGUUAAAUAACAAAAUCUCCUCCCUCAAAUGUUGCUCUACCAAGGACCGAAGGUAACAUCGAGAUCAGUUUCACUCUAAUCAACCUAAUAAUUAUGACACACCCCUCACUAUUGUCAUUGUUUGUCUGCAUAACCCUGGUUCAAGCAUUCAUGACAUUACGCUGAAGAAGGCACAGUAAUGCUGAAACAUUGGUGUUUUACUCAAUAAAUGACUGGGAGUUUAUAUACAUAGAGUGUGCAACUCUGUUUAUUAAUUUUGAUAGCUUACAGUUUAUUCCCCGUUAGUCAGCACCUCUACACAAAAUCAUUUUCUCUGGGUGUGUUCCAGCUCAUGCUUGUUAUUAGAGGGGCGGCAGGUAGCUUAGUGGGUAAGAGCGUUGUGCCAGUAACCGAAAGGUCGCUGGUUCUAAUCCCCGAGCCAACUAGGUGAAAAAUCUGUCGAUGUGCCCUUAAGCAAGGCACUUAACCCUAAUUGCUCCUGUAAGUCGCUCUGGAUAAGAGCGUCUGCUAAAUGACUAAAAUGUAAAUUAGAGAUAUUAUCUACCUAGUAGCUCUAAAAAGCACUGCCAAUGCUGUCCCAGAAGCUAUAAUAGCAAAAUAUAUAAUAGCUCUCUUUCAAACUCUAUGUAACUCUCUUUCCAACUCUAUCCUUAAACAGACAUGUUGAUAAGCUUUGUUGUCUAUUCCCCCAGCAUGGUUGAUCCCAGCAGGUGGUACAAUUGUGGGCUUGGACCACAUUAUGAUGGGUAAAUUAAGGACACUUUCAAAAUACCUUUUCUAAACACAAAUAAAAUCAUACAUCGCCAACCACCCUUCAAAAUAACUUAAGUUACUUCUACAUCUCUAGGUGUUGUGUACUUCAAUGACUACCAUGUCCUUCAUCUCAGUCCAUUCUUGUAUCCCUAUCUACCUGUUGAUGAUUGGAUCUUUAUGCCUGGUCUUGGUGUUCAUCUACAAGUUUAAGUUAAUCUGCUGCUCAUUGUAUUUCUAUGACUGUAGUUACAUCAUAAUGGAUGGUUGUAUCACCGUAGUGGGAUUCAUUCUGAUCAUAUGUAUCACCCUAGGUGAGAGAGAUGUCCAGUCCAUGAACAUGAGACCAUGUUUUGAUGUCAAAGGCCCUGUCCAGUGAAAAUAAGAACUUCCAUAGAAUUACAAAUGAUGGGACAAAAAUGCAUUUCAAUUCAUUGGAACAGGGCCACGGCGUUAUCGUCACAGCCAUAGGAACCAGCCAUUCUUGCAUGCUUCUUAAGUCAUCAUGAAUAAUUCAGUAUAAUUAUUAUUUUCUCUUUGUCUACAGGUAAUGUGAUAACCUACAGUGUAUAUCCACCCAGCUAUGAUCAGAGCAAAACAUACCGUGACAAACUUGUUCACAUUCUCUACCUCUAUCAUAUUGGACAUUGUUAGUGCAGUGGCACAGUCUGCGUGGAUUAUCAAGUUCUUUCAGCCAUUUGAUCUCUGUGGUGAUAGUUUCAGUGUUACUUUCUGUGAGUGCUGCUGGAGACGUUAUGGGAAGUGUGUGCUGUAAACACGCCAAAUUAUGGGAGUGCUGUGGAGACUUCAAGCAAUGAAACCUUGGCAGGCUGUGGGGAACGUAAGGCAACAUGCCCAGCAGUUUCAAAUAAAUGUCAUACAAGCUGACAAUGUUUAUGUGCUGCCUGGACAGGAGUGGUCUCAUGAGUAUUUGAUUUUUGGUUUUGAGACUUUUUGACUAAAGGGUUUUUGACUUGCCUUGUUGCUGAACCGUCCAGUCUAUUUUUCACAUACUGUACAUCAACACACUGGUAUGGUAAUAAAAUCAAAUAACAUCUUCCCCAUUGAGUUCAAUGAGAAAUAUACAGUACAUACUAUAUGCAUUAUCAUUGGGAAACACUCAUUUGAAGUGUUGUAAUGAUCUAGUGGUGUCUUGGGGACUAUUUCCAAACAUCCUGCCUCAAUAAAGACAUCAAAAAAGUAAUGUAGCUCUGGUAACUCUGGCUUUAACGGUGUUAGUCUCUGAAAAGAGAAGACGGCAAACAAGAUGGCUGCUAAGAAUAAUUCGAUAUGUAGGGUAUGAGUUGUGUGUGUGUGUGGUCAUGUGGUGUUGUAAUGAUUCUGCUUUGCCCUGAGGGGCCAUUUCAAAACAUCCUACCUCAAUGGUGAAAGUUUCAAAGUUGACUAAUUAUGGCACAAGCUGUGAGGCUACACGGUAACGGAAAAUAAAACAAAUUGACAGAUUCACUCCUUCACACAAAAGAGACAGGUAAGAGAUACUCACAAAAUAAAAAAUACAUAUUUGAUGUAUUGAUAUACUUUUAUCAACAGCUAAUUUGAGGGCUCAGUGUUUAUUUCCACGACAUUGGACAACCAUUCAUUUAUGAUUUCAGCAUUUGACAUAAAGUUAAUCAAGUAAGAACUGCUAUCUAUAGUGUGUAUUUAUUUUACGCUUUAUUUAUUAGUGGCACAGUGUAUAGUAGUGAAUAUAAACUGCAGCUGGUAUCUUUAAAUGUCAGUCUUCGCUGUCUGCAAUUUGGUAAAUAAAAACUUUGAACCUGGAACCAUCUAUCAAAUAUUUUAAGUCUGAUUGUUAGUCCAUUGAAAUGACAGUUCAGAGACCAAUCCUGUGUCUAUUCCUUUAAGAUUUAAAGGACUCACAAAAGAUGGAGACUUCACAGAGGUCUCCCGUUCUGUCAUCCUUUCUGAUCUCAAUAAUAGGUACAGUAGCUACCUCUCAUAUAACAAAUGAGUGUUCAGUGUUUUCAGCAUUUGUUGAGUUUGUGAUCUCUCGCUCUCUCUGUUUACAGUUGUGCUGAAUAUCAUCGUAUGGAUGCUUCUGAUGUCAGCAGUGGGAUUAGGUGUGUACCUCAUAUUUCCUUUCCUCCCCAUAGUCCUUACUGCGAGAAUGGCAUUGACGGUGGAUAAGAUACUGCAAGAUGCCUAAAGCCACCUAUUGAGAGACACUGACAGACUGUAUAUCAUCAAUCUCCACUUUCUUGCUCUGACUCCUUUAGGGGCAAUGCACCUACAUGACUGCCCCUUACAGCCUUAUCUCCCCAUCUACCUGCUGGUGAUCGGGGUGACGUCCGUCGCCUCCCUGCUCCUGUCCUACCUCAAUAACACACUGGAGACUGGCUUCCUAAGCCUACUGUGUUCCUUCUGCAUCCUCCUCCUCCAACUCUUCAACAUCGGCUGGUUCAUCAGAGGUAAGCAAGAGGGAUGA